Molecule: messenger RNA, 481 nt
Organism: Aspergillus novofumigatus IBT 16806
Lineage: Eukaryota; Fungi; Ascomycota; Eurotiomycetes; Eurotiales; Aspergillaceae
Exons: 2
Coding region: 74-454 (126 amino acids)
Molecular function (GO): dioxygenase activity
Source: RefSeq, a predicted model, not a curated record
UCAGCGAGCCUCGCUACCCGGCCGAGGAUGGCGACACGUCUGACUCUCCCAUUGUCUUUUCCCCUGGGACCAGAUGAAGGCUCGGUUGGAUGAGACGGAGGGCAAUUGGGCCACACAGCGCUAUCUGAAAGCCGAUGGUCGAGAAGUGAGUCGUGUUCUGGGCGGCUGCGCAGAGAGGCUGAAUGCGAGCACAUCGUCCCCGCCGCGCCGGCAAGACACCCUGUCCGCUGUUUAUCAUGUCAUCACCGGCAAGGGUCGCUCGGAGGUCGGAGGUCAAGCGCUGGAAUGGGAGGCGGGAGACACUUUCGGUGUACCCGCCUGGCAUGCCUACCAGCAUUUUGCCGAUGCGGGCGAGACAGUCUAUCUCUACCGCUUCGACGAUAAGCCGAUGAUCACGGCGCUAGGCUUCUAUCGGUCGGCGGAGGAUGAUACCGAGAAUCUAAUCUCCGACUGAAGAAGGGGAGGGGGAGGGGUGCUCUGA